AUGCUCAAUGGCUUAGUAAAUAAAGGCGGCGCUAACUUCGUCAACCCUUACGCGAACGACGAUCGAGUUGAUCUCAGCCAAGUAUGGGUCGAUAUACCGAGUACACUUGUAGCCUUGGGAGGCGAUGUACAUGUCAACGUACGAGGAGCUCUCGGUGCUGGCAGCUUAAAAGUACGCCUCGCCCGAGAAGACGACGAUGGUAGAGCGUUAUUAGCAACGAUGCCCUUAGCUUUAGAUGCAGAAAGCCGAAUGACUCUUCCAUGUGGAUACUUCUCAAGAGGUGGCAUUUACUAUUUAGAAAUAAUCGCCGACAAAGAACAUUUCUUAUCCGAAGAUUAUGACUCAAACAAUACUGAUAGAUUUAAAGAAGUAGAAUCCAAUAAAGUAAAAAGAGAAAUUGAUGAAAGAAUGAUGGAGACAGGCGAUAGUUUGAUCAAAUCUUGGAAGUUUGACGUUCUUUGGCCAACUGCAAAUUUGGACGUGACGCCUGAACAAAUUCAAACGUAUCCAGAAAGGCAAGUGACAGCAAUAUUGGAAUUUCCGAAGGUGGUGUGCACUCCUCUAGAGUCGAGUGCCGAUUUCUGGCUGGAGUUACUGUACUGCGGACAUUCAAGCGGAGGUGCUGUCUUAUGCGAUGGCAAGAAUACUAGCUCCCACGCCCAUGUACUAUAUUCUGAACAGAUGCACGGCUUCCCUGGUCGUCGCACCAUGACGCUUCGCUGCGAACUUUUUGGUCAAGCUGGUAAUUACGCAUUGACUCUAAGGCCGGCAGCUGCAGCUGGACCUCAAGAUCUUGCUUCUGCUUUUAUCAAGGCGGACUGGUCAGAGCAGUUCGUGCUAAACGUCCAUGGAGGUUCGGUGUUUCCAUGCGGCGACGGUGUACGAGUUCUCUUCCAGUAUCCCGAGUGCGUGCUGGAGAGGGCCGAUAGAGUCAGAGUGUUUGGGAGGGACUCUGAUCGACUGCGUUAUGUGGCCGAGAGACGUGUAAGAAGGGGCCAGCACACAGCCUCGUUCGACUGCCGGCUGUUCAGCGAGAGGUACCCGGAGUACUGCUUCGUGUAUGUCUCUCAAGCUGUCACAGGCGCUGUGGCCGAUGUCAGGAUGGACUGCUUGCCUACACUGCCAUUAUCAGACGUUGGAGCUGGUGGGUGGGGAGAGUGGUCAGCGUGGUGGGCAUGCCCGGCGCCCGCACACUGCUCCACGCGCACGAGGAGUCGUCACCACUUUAGCGACUCGCCUCCACCAGCGUAUGGUGCCAAGUAUUGUGAGAAAGAUAAAGGAAAGAAGGAUGAAGAAACAAAUAAGGGUGCUACAUUCACGGAGGUUGAAAGGACGUUCUUAGAACUACAACUAGCUGAGUGUAACAGAAAAAUCGCAAGACUUCGGACAGCCGUCGAUCAAUAUGAACAACGCAAUGAGGAACUACAAAAAUCUUACGAUAAGUUGGAUGAAGAUCGUGCUGAUAUUAUUGCAUAUUUAAAGAAGAUGCUAAACCUCAAAAAUGAAGAAAACGUUGAGCUAAAAGAAAAAGUUAAGGGUCUUGAAGAAACUAGAGAAAUCGAAACCGCUCAAUUCAAGGAAACUGUAUCUGAAUUAGAGAAAAACUUUACAAUAAUGAAAGAUCAGUUGACAUCUGAGAACAAGCUAUUGGCUGGUAAAUUAAAUACAUUGGAAGAAUUCAGAGCCAUAAGAGAUGACUUAAUGAGAAAAUGUGAAAAACAGGAGCAAGAUUUUAAAGACCAAGAAAUUAAAUACAAAAGAGUUAUUAAUGACGCGAAAAGAAAUUCGUAA
Parnassius apollo (apollo) is the source of this 1791-nucleotide messenger RNA. The record is from the annotation of a GenBank genome assembly. Lineage: Eukaryota; Metazoa; Arthropoda; Insecta; Lepidoptera; Papilionidae.